Molecule: messenger RNA, 1570 nt
Organism: Alternaria alternata
Lineage: Eukaryota; Fungi; Ascomycota; Dothideomycetes; Pleosporales; Pleosporaceae
Product: ATP-dependent RNA helicase fal1
Exons: 4
Coding region: 78-1277 (399 amino acids)
Cellular component (GO): nucleolus; catalytic step 2 spliceosome
Molecular function (GO): ATP binding; mRNA binding; RNA helicase activity
Source: RefSeq, a predicted model, not a curated record
CCCAAACUUUCUUGCACAUCGCGAACGAUUGUCGAAACCCACCGUAUACCCGAUACACCCCCCGAACCACAGACAAAAUGGCCGACGGAAUCGAUCGAAAUGCCGACGACAAGAUGGAGUUCUCCACCUCCAAGGAGGUCACGGUCGCGCCAACCUUCGAGGCAAUGCACCUGAAGGAGAACUUGCUACGCGGUAUCUACGCCUACGGUUACGAAUCGCCUUCAGCGGUGCAGUCACGUGCUAUUGUGCAAAUCUGCAAAGGUCGCGACACUAUUGCGCAGGCGCAGUCCGGAACAGGAAAGACUGCGACUUUCUCCAUCUCUAUCCUUCAGGUCAUCGACACAGCUGUACGCGAGACUCAGGCACUCGUGCUGUCGCCCACCCGUGAACUUGCGACCCAGAUUCAGCAGGUUAUCGUGGGUCUCGGUGACUACAUGAACGUACAGUGCCAUCCUUGCGUUGGAGGAACAAAUGUCGGCGAGGACAUCCGCAAGCUUGACUACGGCCAGCACGUCGUCUCUGGAACCCCGGGACGCGUUGCUGACAUGAUUCGCCGCCGCAACCUUCGCACACGCAACAUCAAGAUGCUCGUUCUCGACGAAGCCGAUGAGCUUCUCAACCGAGGUUUCCGUGAGCAAAUCUACGACGUGUACCGCUACCUACCGCCCGCGACACAGGUCGUAGUUGUUUCAGCUACCCUUCCAUACGAUGUGCUCGAGAUGACAACCAAAUUCAUGACGGACCCCGUGCGCAUUCUAGUUAAGCGUGACGAAUUGACGCUGGAGGGCCUCAAGCAAUACUUUAUCGCUAUCGAGAAGGAAGAGUGGAAGUUUGACACGCUGUGCGAUCUCUACGACACACUCACCAUUACACAAGCAGUCAUCUUCUGCAACACCCGCCGCAAGGUUGACUGGCUCACAGACAAGAUGCGCGAGGCCAACUUUACCGUAUCCUCCAUGCACGGAGAGAUGCCCCAGAAGGAGCGAGACAGCAUCAUGGCAGACUUCCGCCAGGCCAACUCUCGCGUCCUCAUCUCAACCGAUGUGUGGGCGCGUGGUAUUGACGUGCAACAAGUGUCGCUGGUCAUCAACUACGAUCUUCCCUCGAACCGUGAGAACUACAUCCACAGGAUCGGUCGAAGCGGGCGAUUCGGACGCAAGGGUGUGGCCAUCAACUUCGUCACCCAGGAUGAUGUUCGUAUCCUCCGUGACAUUGAGUUGUACUACUCUACCCAGAUUGACGAGAUGCCUAUGAACGUUGCGGACCUGCUCUCAUAAACUGUCGAGCGAAAUAGAAGCGCAUUGCGCAAAACGAACAUGAAACGUCAGACAUAAACGUUCAAGGCGAUGAGGUCGUAUAGACGCUCAAUCAGGGAGCAUUACCCGCUCCGAGCGGCGCACUGGAAGUGGAGGAAGGGGCUCUCUAGCCGAGCAGCCAGAAUUAAAUUGUAACAAAUACCCACAAGAUGCCUACAAUCCACGAAAUCGAUGGUUUCCGAUGAUUCUUAGCGGUGCUCUAACUCGAUGACUACACUUAGUCUCAACUUUCACUAUCAUACUAUAAUGAUUUG